Messenger RNA from Scheffersomyces stipitis CBS 6054, 378 nucleotides. RefSeq names its product mitochondrial 37S ribosomal protein YMR31. The coding region runs from base 1 to 378 and encodes 125 amino acids. The transcript is spliced from 4 exons. The record is from RefSeq and is a predicted model, not a curated record. Gene Ontology annotation, biological process: 2-oxoglutarate metabolic process. Lineage: Eukaryota; Fungi; Ascomycota; Pichiomycetes; Serinales; Debaryomycetaceae.
AUGAGAGCCCUUACAUUGCAUUUGGCAUUACCUGCAGUACCUCUCGAUGAAAAAAAGGACGAAUCAAAAGAACCGUACAUUUAUACGAUGAGAGUCUCUACCACUUUAUUAAACCGUGUUCCCCUCAUCAAGUUUAUUGGCGGUCCACAUCUUGCCCCAAAGAAUGUAUCGUCUGCUGUGAAAGCACAUCCUAUGGCCCCUAACGGCCAGAUCCCAAGCGGUGCUGCUGUCAGCACCUACUUCAACAGCAAUCCUAUUGAGCCAAAGGAAGGGGAAUUCUUCUCCAGAUCUCAAUUGUCUGCUAGAUUCAGAUACAAGGCUCCUAAAGACCUUGAGAUUGAAGAUGUUCUCAGUGGAGGUGCUGAUAUCGUCUAUUAG